ACACACGCGCGCGCGCAGAGUUACACAAGAAAUAAACAGAACGUUCCUUCUGCACGAGCUGAUAUUCAGUGUGUGUUGUCGGGUCUUAUUCUGUACUUGUGUGUGAUGAUUGUUUCUCCUCCAGUGACUCCAGACUCAUGAUGAGCUCCGGGAUCCACGUCUUCCUGGUCAGCUGUCUGAUCACAGCCUUUAUUGCCCGUGUGUCAGUGGGUCACUUGGUGAAGACCAGAUUUAAUGAGUCAGCGACUCUACCCUGUGAACGGGAAUGUUCUGGUUUGGUCCAGUGGGUCGUGACCCACAGUCGAGAUGACGUGGUGGCUCGGUGUGAUCAGACCUCCUGCAGCUCAGAGGAGGGGUAUGAGCUCUCUCACGCUCAGUACCUGAAGGGAGAUCUGUCUCUCACCAUCACCGCAGCUGAUUACAGGAAGAGGAACACGUACACGUGUCAGUGUGACAGUAAGGACGUCUGUGACGUGCGCCUCAGCGUGGAGUGUGUUCACUCUACCACAGAGUCUCAUCCUGGAGGUUCUCUCACUGUGGGUGUGUCGAUCUCAGAGAGAGUGAAGAUCACGUUCAUCAGUAGCGCCGAGGAUGAUGAUGGUGGUGGUGGUGGUGGUGGUGGUGGAGGGGGUCAGAGCUCUGUAACACUCUGUACAGUGGAAGGACGUGAAGUUGACUGUAACCCUGAGUAUGAGAAGAGAACAUGGUUCCAGUCGUCCCUCACCCUGAGUGACUUAAAGCAGACUGACAGCGGGGUGUACACUGUGUGGGACAUUGAUCAUGAUGAGAUCAUCGCUACACACACACUCACUGUCACAGGGAGGAUCAGAACCCCGUCUUCAGGAACAGGUGAACAGACACACUGCAGUCUGGGGUUUGGACUCGUGUUCUGUCUGGGUUUGGUGCUGGGCGUUGUCCUGCACCACAUUGUCCUUCGUUGUGUGCUGAAAGGCUGUUAUUGGAUUAAGAGAAAAGGAAGAAAGCGUUUAGAGCGCGCUCAGAGCACCGCACAGGGGAGUGAAGAUCAUCCUGCUGAAGUCGUCCAGCUGAAGUCUGAGUGUGUCGAUACACUGCCUAACGUGUAAUCCUCUGUUUAUAUCAUUGUAUAUCAAGUGUUGUGUCCAACCUCAUACUCUACAGAGCUCCACUGACCUCCACAUGACCUUUAUUAAGAGCUUUAAUGUACUGGGGUGUUUCUGUGUCAGUGAGAGUGUGUAUCAGUAGAGACUCAUGAGGACGUCUGAUUAAAGCUCUUACAGCAGUGUUUAUACACAGCUUUAUAAACCCCGCCUGCAGAGAGACGAGUGUUAACGUUAACGUCUCCUCACGUUAAACACUUAAACACCAGCACAGUGACGUGUGAGAGACGAGGACGAGCAGUGCAGCGCUUCAGAUUCUCAUCUUUUACAUUGUACAGUUCAUACUGACUCUCACACACACACACACACACACACACACACACACACACACACACACAGCAGGAGUACAGUAGUGAAUGGUUAUCUGGUAGCUCCAUGACCUUCUCUAGUUAUUAGUCCUUGCAUUAUUAAUUAAUGAUUUGAUUUAAAGCUAUAAAUACAGUGUGUGCUGUGUGUUGUUUUUGGACAGUAAUGAGUCUCAUCAGCUGGAGUUUAAAGGUUAGAUCUUUCUCCAUGAUCAUGUUACACAGGUACAAAGCUACAGCUGACGAGUGUGUGUGUACAGAAUGUAGUUGUGUGUGUAUUUGUGCUCAUUAAGCUCAGGGGAAACAGGCAGAUGUUUUUUUUUGCUCAUUAUUAAGCACUUUUAUCAUUUGUUGUGUACAUAAUAGUUACAUUUAUAGAUGAUUAUUGUUACAGAUUAUUAUUUUUUAUUGGUUGCAACAUUAUUACCACAAUUUAUCUUAUAUUUCUAUUGUCUUAUAGUAAGUUAUUACUAAAAGUCUGUUUCCAAUGAAACGUGUGUUUUAUUCUGCUGAGCUCUGAGCUUUAAAAUCUACAGUGAUUUUAAAAUGAAAAUGUACUGAAUGUAUAAAUGGUGGUGGUUUUUGUACAAAAAACUUUUGUAUUUUUUAUUGUUGUAAUUUUGAUGCAGAUCCGUCUGAUGAGAAUAAAAUGCACUUUGUGAAUAGA
Clarias gariepinus (North African catfish) is the source of this 2111-nucleotide messenger RNA. RefSeq lists its product as uncharacterized. NCBI's taxonomy places the organism in Eukaryota, Metazoa, Chordata, Actinopteri, Siluriformes, Clariidae. The record is from RefSeq and is a predicted model, not a curated record. The coding region runs from base 138 to 1085 and encodes 315 amino acids. The transcript is spliced from 7 exons.